Molecule: messenger RNA, 1737 nt
Organism: Elgaria multicarinata webbii
Lineage: Eukaryota; Metazoa; Chordata; Lepidosauria; Squamata; Anguidae
Gene: CFAP184
Product: cilia and flagella associated protein 184
Exons: 2
Coding region: 1-1698 (565 amino acids)
Biological process (GO): cilium assembly
Cellular component (GO): axoneme; ciliary basal body
Source: RefSeq, a predicted model, not a curated record
AUGGAGGGGGAAGGAGAGGGGGAGGCCGCCGCCGCCCCCGAGCCGGAGGCCACCGCCCCGCUUCCCCCUGAGCUGGAGGCCGCCGCCACCGCCCCGCUUCCCCCUGAGCCGGAGGCCGCCGCGGAGCCGGAGGCCGCCGCGGAGCCGGAGGCCGCCGCGGAGCCGGAGGCCGCUGUCGCCGCGGAGCCGGAGGAGGCGCCCGGGGAUGCGGCGAAGGGCGUGGAGGGCUCCCCCUCGGCCCCCCUCGAGGUCCGGCCGGCCGAAGGGGACGCCGAAGAGGGGGGGGCGGCGGCCGUCGUGGAAGAGAAGCCGCCGGAGCACUGCGCCGAAGAGCCUCCGGUGAGCGAGGGAGCCGCGGAGGAGGAGCCGCCGGAGGGCGACGGGCGAGGCGAGGCCAAGGUGCCCGAGGAGGCCGGCGAGGGCCUCCCGGCGGGGGAGAGGCCCGAAACCUUGCCGGAGGAGGCGCCCUCCAACGCGACGCUCCUGGCCGGGCUGCCCAGCACCGUCUCCUUCAGCCAGGGGGAGCUGGAGGAGCCGCCGCCGCUGCAGGUGGCCGUGGAGCUGGGCCGCACCAUCAGCCGCAGCCUCUGGCAGCUGGAGCAGCAGCGCGCCAGCCGCGCCUCGCUCUCCACCGGCCUCAGCCCGGACAGCGAGAAGGGCGGAGAGGCGGAGGAAGAGACCCCCGAGCAGCGGGAGCAGCGCUUGGCCGAGCAGCAGCGGCAGCGGGCCGAGCUGGUGGAGCAGUACCGGCAGCUGCUGGCCGAGCGCGCCCGCCUGCGCCACUACAACACCAAGCUGCAGGGCAAGCUGGGCGAGCUGCUGAAUAAGGGCAAGGAGCGGGGCCGCGCGGAGCUGGAGCAGCGCGUCUCGGACCAGGAGCAGCGCUACGACCGCUACCUCGCCAUGCUGCAGGAGCUGCGCAGCCAGCAGGUGGAGGAGCGGGCCUGGUACCAGCAGCAGCUCGACGGCCUCCAGCGGGCCUGCGAGGAGAAGCUGGCCAAGGUGGACCGCGAGUGGAAGGCCUGCCUGGCAGUCAGGAAGGAAGUGGCGGUGUACACCUUGGGCCGGCAGCUGGGAGGCAAGCAGGCUGCGAUCAAGGAAGUGGACCAGAUCCAAGCACGGGAGCAGCACAAGGAGAAGGAGAUGACGGAGGUUCGUCUAGAAAAUAUAAAGUUGAAACACAGGAUCCAAAAACUUGAAGCAAGCCUAAAAGCCCAGGAGGAGUUAGCAGAAGGUUUGCAUUUAAUAGACUUUGAGCAGCUGAAGAUAGAGAACCAGACAUACAAUGAGAAGAUUGAAGAGCGCAAUGAGGAGCUUCUGAAGCUCCGGAGAAAAAUCACAAACACAGUUCAAGUCUUGACUCAAGUAAAGGAAAAACUGCAGUUUGUGGAAGCACAGAAUCAAGGCCAGAAGGUUCAGCUAAUGGCAGUCGAGGCUUUGGUGGCCCAAAAGAGAGAUAUCCUAACUAAGACAAAACAAGCUCGGGAUAAGUUGCGAAUAGACAAUCAGAGACUCCACCAGAAGUGUGGCUUACUUGGGAAUACACUGUUGUUGAGAGACUUUGAGAACAAGGUGGCUACUGCUGAGUUACUGAAUGAGAGGCUGGAGCUACUGAAACGUCAUCACGCUGGACUCUCUCUUACUUGCAAAGGAGUCAAGAAGAAAAUCAGAGGGGUGAAAUCUUUUCUACCAUUCUAAAUUACUUUGGUUUACGUGUUAAAAUGGACAAAGUGGUGU